ACAACAUGGCGGCAAUAGAAGCUCUUGCGAAUGCCUAUGGUGAUGACAGCGAUUCUGAAGGAAAUGAAAGUCCUGAAGAGGAAACUACAGCAGAUCACACGGCACAUCUGAACUCUAAUGUCUCAAUUUCACAACUUCAAUCUAAAGUUCAGGUUAAAAGUGCCCCUGUUGUCACUGCAAAGGUUGGUUACGAAUCAGUCAGGUUUGGUGAAUUCUUCGCGCUUCUCAAGAUGCGAAAAUAUCAGAUGGAUUAUAAGAAGGUUUAACAAGUGAUUUGUUUUGAUCCCUAAGGAGGCUGUCGGUGUGAUUAGACAAGUGGAUGCCACCACCAAGGAGGUCACUUACAAUCCGCGAUAUGAGGAGAUGUUCUCCCCUGAGGUGAAAAUUUAGUGCAUGGAACACUCCACAGUUCAAUUUUAUCUCGGAAAACUUUUAUCUUUAGGCUUCCCGCCUUAUGUUUUUUUCAAGGCGUCAUUUUGGGACUCAGAAUCAUAAAUUGUGAUACAUGUAGGACACUGAACCAUGAGAAAAGUUGCGAAGGAGAGGACUGAAUAUUUUAUGCAAGUGUCGUCAUCUCAAGACAUUUAGUGCUCAACGAAAAACGUUAUAGCGUGGGCCGGGUUGUUCAAAGCUGGGUUAAGAUAACCAAGGGUUAGUGUGAAAUUUGAUUUCAGAUCUGAAAGUUUGAAGAACAAAUUCAGUUUAUUUCGUUUUGACUACAAUUUGAUAAUUGAAUGCUCUUAAAACAAUGGGUAAAAUUAUUCCAAAACGGCUUUUGAACGGAGAAAUAUAGAAACCUGGAUUAAAAUUUAACCCUGGGUUAGGGCUAAUUGGCCUUUGAAGAACUGGGCCCUGUACAUUGUACUUGUACAUUGAUGAAUUUUUACUGCAAAUUUUCAUGUAAUUGCCAAGUAGUUUUAUCAGAGCAGGGUGAUGAAGUUUCAGGGUAUCAUAUGUUAUUUGAAGUUAACUAAUAUGUUUUAUAAAUUAAUAUAUCAAUGCUUUUCUACUGUCUGUGGAUAGGUUGGACCAUCAAAUCCCUUUAAAACUAGGCAGCAAAGUGCUCCAAAGAAUGCGCUAGCUGGUAACAUGAUUUUAUAAUAAGUUUGAUUUUUAUACAAGUUGAGCUGCCACCUGCAUUUAUUUUUGGUUCUUAAUGACAGCUCUGCACAUGUGCCCAGAAAUCAAUCUGUUGAUUUGGUUUCAGGUUAUGUUGAACCAGCUCACAUGAGUGACUUUACAUUUGAAACUCAAAGAAGAACAUUUACUAGUUAUGGUGAGGAUAUUCAGCAAAGUUCAGUGUCUUAUGGCAUAAGUAGGCAAUACAGAUAAUUGUCAUUACUAACAGUCAACCUCUUUUAACCCUUUAACUGCCAAGAUCUGAUUGUUAAUUCUCGCCUCUAGCUGUUACACAUUUCCUUUUAAAUUUAUUGCAAGAAUUUGGUGUUAAAUCAAGAUUAAAACUUCUGCCUGAUAAAUUUGAGUAAUCUUCUAACCUGUUUGCUGGAUAGUGUAAGGAUAUUAUAGAGAGAAGUUACAUGUUGAUCACCUCUGGGAGUUAGAGGGUUUAUAUUUCAGUCAUAAUCAUUCUAUUUUUCUUCUGUAGAUUUAAAGGUAUUAUUGUUUAUCAUUGUUCAUUUAUCAUAUGAAAACAGCUGUGAUAAAUCUAGAAAGCUUGAAUAGUUUUACUCAAUGUAUUUCUGAAAUAACUAUUUGAAUUGAACAGUGUUGUAUGAAAUCUGUCAGGUUAUGCCCUUGAUCCCAGUGUAACAGGAGGAGCCAGCACAAGUGGGGACAGGUUUGUCUUCACAGAAUUUCUAUGAAUAUACUGUGCUUGAUAUAUUUCCCAUGGUAUUGACAAGGAGAAUUUGUUUAACAACUAAGAGCCUACUAUCAUGCUGAUCAUUUCUUUUCGUUGUUAUAACCUUUACGUUUGAUUAACUGGUGAUCUGUAAGGAGAAAUUAGACACAAGUCACUCUCAGGGGUUAAUAGGUUAAGGCCAGUGAGACAGCUGAAAAAAAGCUUCCAUUGUGUUAACUUUCAAGGUACUGAAAGGAAAGAGGUUAAUUGAGAGUGUUGAAGUACAUGUAGAAUGCUCUUUUUCCUUCUCUUAUCUAAAAGACUUUAAGAAUAUCCCAAAACAGAUGGCAGCCAGCAACAUAAUGUACAUUUGAAACAGCUUUUCAACCAGCAGAUUUUUUUUAUCCUGUAUAUUUGAUUAAUUAUUCAUUGAAACCUUACAAUUAUUUUAUAAAUAGGUUUGUUGGAGAUGUAGAAAAAGCAGAGGAGAAGAAGGGUAUGUACCUUUCGUUACAUGCUUGCUGAGGAGCAUUUCAACAUUUCUGUGGAUAAUUUCAUUGUGUUUUGACUGGGUGAUUUUUUUUUUGUCAAUUUUUUGUUUGCUUUUGGUUGUUGUUUUUAAUGUGCUUGCUUGUCCAUUCGUUAGCACAAUAAUUGUGGCAGAACUGUACCAUAGGGUAUAAGUUAUUGUGUAUUCUCCAGGCUUGACAAUAUUUGAAGCAACAGAAGCACGCCCAGGUGACAAAAGAAAACGAGAAAAACCUGGUGAUCCAGGAGACAUUGAAGGAUACAAAGGUAAAGAAUACAAAGAAAGAGCAACUUACAUUGUUCAUAGUUUACAUAAUUUACUAUGAAAUAUAUUUUUUGAAUUUGUGACCAACUUUUAUCAUAAUGAUUAUAUUGGAAGUACAUGUACUAUAGUUUGAUACAAUAAGGCAAUUUUCCUAUUUCUCAUCAUACCAUUCUGUUUUUGUGAUAUUUUGUAGUGCAAAUCUGAGUUAUCUGAAGUUUCUUAUUUUUGCAUAAAGGACUUAAUGACAUUAACCUUCCCUUUCAGGUCCAUGGGCAACAUUUGUUGAUGAAGCUAAAGUUGCUAAGCCAUCUGAGGUGAAAUUAGUAGAAAGUUUUUAAAUAAAAUUAAAUUUAUCAGUUGACAUUUGUCAACCUUUGGAAAGAAAAUGUAACUUUUUUCUGUCUUUAGGAACAAGCAGCUAAGCUUGAAGAGUUUGAGAUGACAAAGCAAAAGAGAACUAAGAAAGAAGAACAAGUUGUGGAAGAAAAGACCACUCUUCAUGGUGAGGGAAUGUAUAGGCUUGGACUGAAAUAUUAGAGUUAGCAGAUUUAAAAAAAAAAUUGGUUUCAUUAGAAAUCCAUCCACUGUUCAUUGAAAGAAAAACUUUUAUUAAUUCACAAUUUUUUAAAAUGUCAAUUUCAAGUACAAAUUCUAAUUCAGGAGUUUUGGCAACUCUUUCCACAAACAGCUGCAAAUAGCAUAAUGGCAGCUUGUUGUAAGGGGAAACCCAAAAAAGAGCCUGUUUGGCAGGCUAAACUGACAGCCAUGAGAGGUCUUAGAGGCAGCAGUAGACUGCCAGUAAGUGCCUUUCAUUGAAACGCCUGAUUUUACAUGACUGUAUCCUUGUAUAUGAACAAGCUAUUUGCAACCUUGAAAUACUGUUUGUACAUGACAGUGAUUCUUCAAAGACACAACUACAUGUGUAUAGACUUCAGAUGGAGCCAUCCUCUCGUCACCUCUGUCUUUGUUCAUGACUUGUACAUGAUUGUGUGUGGAUUGUCCUUAUCUAAAAAUACUCUGAUUUACUUUAAUUUCUUGAUUUUUUUUUCCUUUCAGUUCAAGAUUCUGUGGAUUAUCAGGGUCGUUCGUAUCUUCACAUUCCAAAAGAUCUGGAUGUGAAACUGGAUACAGAUGAACCACCAGAGAGAUGUUACUUACCAAAAAAACACAUUCACACAUGGUCAGUAAGUUGAGCGUUUUGUGGAGAAAGAUGUGAAUUCUUAUGGAGACAGCAUGGCUGAGUGGUUAGGGCCCUGGUCUUAUAAUCUGGUGGUCCCAGGUUCAAGUCCUCUGCCCUGCUACUCACUGGAUUUGUUCUUGGUGGCCCCGAGUUCAACUCCUUGGCUGUGCUUUGUAAAUAGCCAACUGGUCUGCCUCCUUUUAGUUAGGGUUUUCAAACACUUUAUGUAUAUUUGAAAUAUUUGUUUAUUUGUUUGCAUGCAUAUGAGCACAUGUAAAUGGGUAUAUGCAUAUUAUAAGCAUUAAAUUUAUUAUUAUUAAAUAUUAUUUAGCGUAUCAUGUACAUGUACCUUGUUCUUGUAGCAUGAUUUGUCAAAUAAUACAUCUUAUCUUGUGAUAAUCAACUGCAAUUAAAGAUUGUGAUGCUGAAGCACUGCUUUGUGAUUCAUAAGCAUUAUUUUCUGAAAAAGGAAUUAUUGAAAUAAAAUUAAAAACAGGCCUCUUUGUUAUUCACCAGAGGCUCAAUGAUCAUUGUCACACAACCUACUGUAUAAUUCUUUGUCCUGUAAAUUGUUCUACAAUAUCCAGUGUUACUUUCUUUGAACUCCUUGAAACGUGAACAUCGGCAAAAUAAUUCUCGCCAACAGUGCCGUUUACAGUGUGUCUUUGUUUUUUAUCUCUCAUUAGGACUGGACACUCAAAGGGUGUCUCCUCCAUCAGGUUCUUUCCAACAUCAGCUCACCUGUUACUGUCUUGUAGUAUGGACUGCAAAAUUAAGGUAGGUCUGGCCAGUAGAACAAAUGGCUAGACAGUAACUUGCUUAAUCAAAAAAUCUAAGGAUUCUUUCAAUCCAAAAGGCGGAGUGCCUCAGAUAAUAACGUAAUAGUUAAUAACAUAAUAUGUUAUUAACUGAGGCACUCAGAAUAGCCUUGAAUCAGUACCACCAAACUACAAUGUAUCUCAGUUACAAAACUCUAGUAUGAGGUGAUGACAUGAAACUUUCCUUUUCAGCAGCAACGUGUUAUCUAGCUUAAAGAUGGAAUGUAUAAUAGCUAGAAGAGAGCAAUGCCAAUCAAAUAUUUUAACAUUUAGCCAUUACAAUUGCCUAAGAACUUAAAUACUCCUGAGUUACAUCCCAUCCAGAGAGAAGAGAUCAUCAAAGAGAAAAUUUUCCCUCUCACUUCAAGAUAACAUGAACAUGUAGCAUCAGCGCAUUUGUUGAGCACGUGUCGUUUUUGUGCUCCGUUAUCACUAGUAAUGGUCCAGAGCUGAAAAUAUCAGUCACUGAGUCACGAAAUUUUGUGCUGCAUUGCUGAUUGUGGGGUAUCUCAUCCCAAUUUUUUUGAUUAUGAUUUUGUUUUCCUUUUGUUUAUUUUGUCGGUUCAAGUUGUGGGAAGUUUACGGCAAAAGACGUUGUUUGAGAACAUUCAUGGGUAUGUUUUCGUUUAUUUCUUCUAAGUUUGCCUUUGCAUAGCAUAAUGUACCACACAUUAAAGCAAAUAAAUUUUUCGUGUUUACAUGAAAUUUAGUCCACGAGGUGUACAUUUUCCAAACUUUGAUAAGCUCGCGUGGUUUCACAAAAUUGUUCUGACUCUUUCCUCUGCCGUAAUCAAUAACCGAGCCAGUAACUACUGUUUCAUAAGCGUAUAGAAAGGACGUGUGAAGGUUAAAGACGAGAGGAUGAGUGGGAUAGGGGGCAUUUCACCGAUUCCCACCCGACUUCCCACCUUGGUGCAUCUUCAGUCUCAGAACAUGUCUGCGUGACAGAUGAAGGUUGGUCUCCCACAAGAUGUUAAUAUUGCAAUAUGUCGUCGUCCUUUUUAGGUCACAGUAAAGCUGUUCGUGACAUUUCGUUUAACAACAGUGGGGCACAGUUUCUAAGUGCUGCCUAUGACAGAUAUGUCAAACUUUGGGACACAGAAACAGGUGGGGAAUCUUGAAAAAAUGUCUUCAUUUUUGUCAACGUUACAGUGAAUUUCUAUUCAGAUUUAUAUUUUCCUGGUAGCAUUUAUAUGACACAUACGUUACAGGGCAGUGCACUGGACGUUUUACCAACCGAAAAAUUCCGUAUUGUGUCAAGUUUAAUCCUGACGAGGUAAGGUACACACCUUAUGGUUUUGAAAUAGAACCAGAACUGAUGAGGUAUUGCUCAAACUUAAUAUAAUAGUUGUUUGCCAAUUUUGCAAGAUUUUCCUCGAUUUGCGUGGUCAAAACCAUUUUUCUCUUUCUUCUCAGGAUAAGCAGCAUUUAUUCGUUUGUGGAACAUCAGACAAGAAAAUAUUAACGGUAACAAUUGGAAAUCUUUCAGUCGAAGUAACGUUUGCUGUUAAAUGUUAAAGUUUUGUAUCGAUGUAAAAUUUCUUCCAGACGAUAUUAUUUUUGAGUACACGAGUGAUCAACCUAGCAAAACAAAACUAUGCCACCGUUUUGAUGGUGUUACAUACUUUUUUAAGAACGUGCCCCAGCAAAAUGUGCUGGAGAACAUUGCGAAUGUUCCAUCCUUUUAAAAGAAAGAAAAUGCGCAUAGCUCCUAAUUCCGGGCGUUUAACAAAUUACUAAUGGUUAUAUCUGUGAUUCUAGUGGGACACGCGAGCGAACGAAAUUGUUCAAGAAUAUGACAGGUUGGUCAAAACUUCUAACUUGUUUACCUAGAGGCAAUGGUACAAGUGUGUAACAGUGUUUUGAGUCAUUUUUGGUCACGUCGAAUCACAAUUAAGCCUUCUGAACAAGGAAAAAAACAUCGAAAUUAUGAGUUUGUGAGGUAGCAAUUCUCCAAGAGGGUAAAUAUGAGACGUAAAUAAAAAGCCUCGAAAAUGCAAGUCAAAUGUACGAAACCAUGAACUUCGUACUUUUAAAAGUACAUGUAGUUGUGUUACCUUAAAGAGAGCUCUGUCUAAAAUAUUGACUCCAUUUCAGACAUCUUGGCGCGGUUAACACGAUAACGUUUGUGGAUCAAAACAGAAGGUUCGUGACGACUUCUGAUGACAAAAGUAUCAGAGUAUGGGAAUGGUGAGUAACUGUGUUGUUAUCUUUCUUAGUCUAUUCGUGUUUAUAAAGAGCAGCCAUCGUUCGUCAAGUUCUUGCGAUGACCGUUUAUCUUAAAGAAACCUUGCUCUUUUCUUCGAAGUGGGGUUGCGCAGAGGUGGAAAUGCUUAUUGCUGUGACCUUGGCUCGAUUGUCGAGUAUGACGUCACAUUUGGGUUGAGUCUGUUGAUUAUUCUCGCCUUUCCUCAAGGGUUUUUCUCUUGGCUCUCUGACACUCUAAAUUCCGAUUUGACCGGAAACAAUAGACGAGGAACACACAGUUAGCUAUUCAUCUUUUAUCUUUUUCUUCCUCCACUUUUCUUUCUUUCGAUCCCAUUUUACUCGCACGGGGCGAAUUUCUCAGAAUCAUAGCAGACUGUGUCAUCUGACUCUUAAGUUUCAUUUUUCGAACCAGGGACAUUCCUGUGGAUUUCAAGUAUAUUGCCGAACCUAGUAUGCACUCCAUGCCCGCAGUAGCUCUUCACCCCAACAGUAAGUUGCUCGUUUUAAAUUUCAUUUUGUUUUUAAACAACCUGAUACCUCCACCGUGAAAUUGUUAAGCUCGUACUUCCCCGCUAUUAAAUAAGAUCUUUGACGACUGUACCAAGUGCAAAGUGUGAUGGGAACGACAAUUGAUAGAUGACUCACUCGUUUCCAAGCCCUUCUCUAGUGAUUGGUGAGAGAUGUCUCUUCUCCCAGGAGUGAUUACUAUACAACCUCUCACUACAAUAAAAAUAUGUUAUUCAGCAACAGAAAAAGUGGCGAGCUUUAUGGUUUUCUCCUGAUAAAACACCAAAUUCUCGCGCUUAAGGGAGUAAGUAGUAGCUUGAAAAGAGAAUUAGAAAGCAGAUGAAGUUACUCACUUUGUUCUUUCUGCAGACAAAUGGAUGGCAUGUCAGUCCAUGGACAACCAAAUCAUGGUGUUCGCAGUACUAAAUCGUUUCCGUCAAAACCGAAAGAAAACGUUUAAAGGCCAUAUGGUGAGAAGCGAGCCAUUUGAUCUAUUAAUUCUUUAGCUUUUGAUGCGAUUGUCUUACAUAAAUCUCCACGACUUCUCUGUUUAGGUUGCGGGCUACGCUUGUCAGUUAAAUUUCUCACCGGAUGGAAGGUAAACCGAAAACGUUGUUCUCAACCUCGUACCUAUCUGAAAAUGAAUCCAAAAAAAAAAAAUAAUGUCUUAAGUGAAAACAGUUUGAAGAAUUUUUCUUAUUCUUCCCUAUCACACCAUUUCUUUCUGUGUAGAAAAUAUUUAUCGGGGUCUUCCUUCCAUUGCUAUCAAAUUCCAGUAAAAAUAUACAUACAUCGACAUGAUCUUCGUAUGGAUUUUCUUUGACCUUUUUUUUCAACUAUAUUGAUUAAAAUCACUAUAAUUUUCGAGAAUGUACUUUUGUUGUUGUUGUAGUUAUCUUAUUUCCGGCGAUGCAGAUGGCAAACUUUGUAUAUGGGACUGGAAAUCAACAAAACUCUACAGGUAAUAUCAGCCUCUUUUUUCCUUUUUUUUUUUCUUUUUUUGAACCGUAGGAAAAAUGAUUUUGCUUUUAUUCCUCGGUUCAUAGUCAGCUCAUAAUAUUUCUAUGAGACGUUCAAUUGUCUAUUCCUUUCAACAUUUGACUAUAAAUCGUAUCACAGAUAAUAUUAUCUAUAUUUUGCUUCUUAAAGUAUUUUAUAAGUUUUUAUAGGACAGGUAUUAGAUUAUAUAGAAAUAUUAGUAAUGUAGAUGAUCGUAAGAUCUACAUACAACAAAUUUAUGCAUUUAUACGUCUGACUAUAAGUUGUAUCAUUUAUAAUAAUAUCUGUAUUUUGACUCUUAAAGUAUUUUAUUGUAAGUUUUUAUAGGAAAGGUAUUAGAUUAUAUACAGAUAUUAGUAAUGUCGAUAGUCGCAAGAUCUGCAUACAAAAUUUUUUUUUAAUUAUUGUUAAUUGUUAGGUUUACAUAUUUAUUUCAGUUAUUUUAAAACGUAUUUGAUCAUACUCACAUUUAUAAGGCGCUAUAUAAGUAUUAACAUUGUUAGAAAUUAUUAUUGUGAAGGAGUUGUUGCUUACUUUUAUUCAAAUCGUCCUCGCUACACCUACAAACAUUAAGGCUACUGUGGUCAUUUUUGACUUGGCAGAAGUGAAGGGUGUUUUUGGUAACUCGUGGCUUACAAUUACACUUAAGUGUAUCAAUCAUGGACUAGGCAUUUCUCUAAUGUUAGUGUAUGGCCUUAAAGUGAUACAGAGAAGUGACAUUGACUUAACAUGGAUAGAAAUGAUCUCCAUGAGCGUGCAACCGAAAUCAGGAGAUGUUUACGCGAUUGGAAUACAAGGAGUAGGGUGUUUUGCCUCUAGAAACUCUUCGGGGUCAUUUAUGUUGACAUGUUAUUAUUGGCUAUUCACAUUUUGGUGGGCUAAAUAACUCAGAUCGAAAAUAGGUUUCUGUAAAUAACUCGCGCGCGUUUGAAUAUUUUUCCAAAAUUUUUGUUGGAAACUAUAGUUAAAAUAAUAAUGCUUAGUUUGACAUGAAAAAGAAAAUUCAAUUAAAUUUGCCCUCGAAGGUCAAACGUAUCCUUAAGUGCUGUAAUCUGCUAUGAGAGACUUCAAAACUGGAUUUGUCGACACACUUCUCAAUGAGUGUAAGGGAAACUAGGGAAAAUGAUUAACCUUGUCGCAAUAACUCAUUGUUUUUGUCUUAUUUACCAAAUAGUGCCACAUUCUUUGUUAAAUUUUGUUGUUUUUGACUUACAGCAAGUUCAAAGCACACGAUGCAGUUUGCAUCGCUUGCCUGUGGCAUCCUCACGAGACGUCAAAGGUGGUAACCUGUGGCUGGGAUGGACUUAUCAAGUACUGGGACUGAAUGAGAGGAGUUGGAAGAAAAAAAAACAUGUAGAAAAAGGAUGACAUUCAUGCUUCUCACAGACAUUUGGCAAAAGUUAAGAUCACGACUCCUUUGCAAUGGAUUUGCAAAAUACCUUUUUAACUAUUUCGCAGACAUGAUGUUAACAGGGACAAUUUACCUGUAUUAAGCGAAGUAUUCAGCCUCUGGAGAGACUGACUUGCUGUAAAAAAGAGUACAAUUAACAUUUUGUUACCGUCGAAUGGAACACCCCAUCUCGAAAUUCUAACUUGUUACGACGUCACCCUGUUUUGAAAUCAUCUUUAAAAUUCCACCAUAUGCAACUUUGUAUAUUGUGUUUCUUUAAAGCUCUAAAAAUGACUUUUCGAACCCUCCGAAACAUCACGCCAAGUCGGUCGUUUGAUUUACGGCAAUGUAAAUAGCAUAAUCAAUAAAGCAUGUUCAACGACAGAUAGUACCUGUAGCUUAAAGUAUUGAAAAGUGCAAUACUACAGUGCAAGUAUUCGAAAUAUUUCUGUUAUGAAGUUUUUACAAGAGUGUGCUGCCUGGCAAUAUUAACGAUACGACACGAUACGAUACUUAAUUCAACGUGGAGUUUUCGCUUAGCAAAAUCAACUGGUUUUCAGGUGACCCAUUGUCUAAUU
Pocillopora meandrina is the source of this 10274-nucleotide messenger RNA. Lineage: Eukaryota; Metazoa; Cnidaria; Anthozoa; Scleractinia; Pocilloporidae. The record is from the annotation of a GenBank genome assembly.